GGGUGUCCGCGGGCUGCGGGCCUCCGCGGGCGGCUCUGCGGCUUCGCGGGCUGCGGGGCGGGGCUCGGAGGCGGCGGCGGGUCGGGGGCCGGUAGGACGCGGACGCCCUUGGCCAGCGCGGCCCGGACGGGCGCGCGGAGGGAGGCCGAGCUGGCGCAGCCCGGACCGUGACGGGCGCGGCCCCGGCCAUUACUGCGCAGGCCGGCCUGCGGGCAGCGCUGCCCGGCUCGGCCGGGCCUCGGUCGGCCCCGGGCUGCACUCUCGUCUGCCGCCUGCCCUGCUGCCGCCGCUGCUGCAGCAGCCACUGCUGCUGCUGCUGAGCCUCUGGGUCGUGCCCAGCGUCCCGAGCUGUCCCCUCUUCCUUGCGCUGGCGGAAGCGGCCGAGUGUUCUUGUUUUGAUGGCUACCAGAACCCGAAACCACCGGGAGGUGUCGGAAUACGCUUCGGGCCUCCCAACCCCGGUGCAUCUUGAGAGCCCAGGCUGACGCUUUGUUCUGGUUGCUGGGUGCCGAGUCCUCUCCCUUGCCCUGCACCCCAUCCGAGAGUGCACGGGAUUCCCAUUGUUGUCGCUGUCUUGUUUGCCUGGACGUUUUUAUUUUAGAGAAAGAGGGCUGUAUCACAUUGUGAGGAUGUGGAAAUGGAACCGUCCUCUGGUUAGCACAGAGAAUGAAACAGCAGUGGAAGAAAAAAAUCCUCCAAGUUGGCUGACAAUCAGUAAAGAAGAUGUUUUCUUUUCAUGAUCAGUGCCUCUGGGAUCUGUGAUAGAAAUGAUGGCUGGCUGUGGUGAAAUUGACCACUCAAUAAAUAUGCUUCCUACAAAUAAGAAGGCGAAUGAGUCCUGUUCUAAUACUGCACCUUCUCUGACAGUUCCUGAGUGUGCCAUUUGUCUACAAACGUGUGUUCAUCCAGUCAGUCUACCCUGUAAGCAUGUGUUCUGUUAUCUGUGUGUAAAGGGCGCUUCAUGGCUUGGGAAACGAUGUGCUCUUUGUCGACAAGAGAUCCCUGAGGAUUUUCUUGACAAGCCAACCUUGUUGUCACCAGAAGAACUUAAGGCUGCAAGUCGAGGAAAUGGUGACUAUGCCUGGUAUUACGAAGGAAGAAACGGGUGGUGGCAGUAUGAUGAGCGCACCAGUCGGGAGCUGGAAGAUGCGUUUUCCAAAGGUAAAAAGAGCACGGAAAUGUUGAUUGCUGGAUUUCUCUAUGUUGCUGAUCUUGAAAAUAUGGUUCAGUAUAGGAGAAAUGAACACGGACGCCGCAGGAAGAUUAAGCGAGAUAUAAUAGAUAUACCAAAGAAGGGAGUAGCUGGACUUAGGCUGGACUGUGACACUAGUACUGUAAAUAUAGCCAGAGAGAGCUCUGCCGAUGGUGCGGACAGUGUAUCAGCACAGACUGGAGCUUCUGUUCAGCUUCCGGUGCCAUCUUCUACAAGGCCCCUUACAUCAGUUGAUGGUCAGUUAACCAGCCCUGUAACACCAUCCCCUGAUGCAGGCACUUCUCUGGAAGACUCUUUUGCUCAUUUACAACUCAGUGCAGACAGCAUAGCUGAAAGGAGCCACAGAGGUGAAGGCGAAGAAGAUCGAGAAUCACCGUCUUCUGGCAGAAUACCGGAUACCUCUGUGGAAGAGACCCAAUCUGAUGCCAGUAGUGAGAGUGAGGAUGCCGCCGUGGUUGUUGCACAGCACCCCUUGCCCCAGCAGAGACUUUUGGUUUCCAGUACAAACCAGACAGUAGCUGAACAAUCAGACCGAUCAGGAACUGACCGAUCAGUAGCAGGGGGUGGGACCAUUAGUGUCAAUGUCAGAUCCCGAAGACCGGAUGGACAGUGCACAGUGACAGAAGUUUAAACAAAUGUCUUCAGCGUCACACUCAAGGGUGAAACGGAUACCUGUAAAUUUCUGCCCACAUAACAGUAUACUCAUCCUUAGUAGUGCACUGCGGGAGUUGGGGUGGGAAGGGAUAUGGGAAGGACAGACCUGAAAUUAAAAUGUCUAACAUGUCUCCGCUGAAAUUUAUUUAAUGUGAGGAGUUGGGGUGUUGAUAGUUGAGAGCUGUUCAGUCAGUAAGAACAAACACUUUUCUUGACAUCUGUUUACUUUAUAGUGUAUUUUUUUUUAACUCUUUAGUUCUUUUGGCCAGUGUGUACCUGUGCAUUAACAGUCCUCAUCUGACUCUUGCACUACUUUAUUUUUCUGCAUGGAUUGGUAUAAAUCAUUACUAAAAUUUGGCACCUGUGAGAUAGUUGAUAUCACUAUGAACAGGAAGCUUACUAUGAGAACUAGACGACUAACACCUCCUUUAUGGUUGGUCUUACCGAGCUAGGAAUGUAAAGCUGCAGCUGAUAUGUUGUUUCAGAAUCUGUAACACUUCAUGGCGUUCCUUUCCAUAAGAUUUGCUGUCCUGUCCUUGUACUUUGAGGUUUCGCUUAGUCUGCAUUUUUCUUUUUGAUUAAGAAAACUUUAUAAUUUAAUAAAUACUAGAGUUUAUCAAAAA
Molecule: messenger RNA, 2490 nt
Organism: Psammomys obesus (fat sand rat)
Lineage: Eukaryota; Metazoa; Chordata; Mammalia; Rodentia; Muridae
Gene: Rnf146
Product: ring finger protein 146
Exons: 3
Coding region: 768-1844 (358 amino acids)
Biological process (GO): ubiquitin-dependent protein catabolic process; Wnt signaling pathway
Cellular component (GO): nucleus; cytoplasm
Molecular function (GO): poly-ADP-D-ribose binding; zinc ion binding; ubiquitin protein ligase activity
Source: RefSeq, a predicted model, not a curated record